Messenger RNA from Ipomoea nil (Japanese morning glory), 2303 nucleotides. RefSeq names its product wall-associated receptor kinase 2-like. The transcript is spliced from 6 exons. Gene Ontology annotation, biological process: cell surface receptor signaling pathway; protein phosphorylation. Gene Ontology annotation, molecular function: ATP binding; calcium ion binding; protein serine/threonine kinase activity. Lineage: Eukaryota; Viridiplantae; Streptophyta; Magnoliopsida; Solanales; Convolvulaceae. Bases 25 to 2280 code for a protein of 751 amino acids. The record is from RefSeq and is a predicted model, not a curated record. Gene Ontology annotation, cellular component: plasma membrane.
CAUUUACAUCUUCGAUCAAUAGUUAUGGAAAAACUAUCUGCCGGCCGUGUUGCAGAAUGUUUAUUAAUGGUGGUGGUCUUCCUGUCAGCCUCCGCUAUUGCCCAGACGACGACCAUUGCUCGUCCAGGUUGCCCCACCCACUGCGGAAACUUGACGGUUCCAUACCCAUUCGGAAUAGGAAGUGGAUGUGCAUUUGACUCCAAAUUCGAGAUACUCUGCGACACCCGUUCCAAUCCACCCAACACAGUCCUCACUACCGGAGUGGAACAACCUAUCUUAGUCUAUGACAUAUCAGAUAGGCAUAUAUGGGUUCCCUACCCCAGAAGUUUAACCGUUUGCUACGACUCCAAAGGAGCAUGGCGUCCUAUGCCAUUCCCUUUCAACUUUACUUCUCAUACCAUGUUGCUCCAAAGAUAUAAUCACUACAGCUACUCCCGUGAAAACAAGUUCACCACUGUAGGCUGCGACGAUACUCUGAUCAUAUCCCACGGAACCAAUUACGUUUCCAGAUGCACUUCGCGCUGUUCUAAUGCCUCUCAAGUGGUGCCGGUUAAUGGGACCUGUUCCGGUAUCGGCUGCUGCCAAUUACCCUUACCAAAAGAUUUGAGCAAGAUGUACAACAUUAGCAUGGUCAGUGGCAUGAACCACACCAAGGUCUGGUCCUUCAAUCCCUGCGCCCACACCUUUUUUGGAGAGAUGAGUCGGUUCAGAUUGCUGGGCGCAUCUGAUUUGAGCAAUCCUAAUUUUCCACGGAGGGUUUUUGAGACUGCUCCGGUGGUUCUAGACUGGGCAAUUGGAGACUUGAAUUGCAAAGAAGCGCAGCGCAUUACUGAAUAUGCAUGCAAAGCAAAUAGCCAUUGCGUAGAUUCGGACACGGGAUUUGGAGGUUACCGUUGCCGCUGCGAUAAUGGCUAUGAAGGAAAUCCAUAUCUUAGUCCAGGCUGCACAGAUAUUGAUGAGUGCAAAAAUCCAGAGACGAUGAAGUCAUGUGAACAACGAUGCAUUAACUUGCCAGGCGGAUUCAACUGUAGUUGUCUUGAAGGGUACUUCGGAGACGGUAGAAAAGGUGGUCAAGGUUGCAUUCUCAUCAAUAAAAAGUCAGCUUCUUCAUGGUUUAAACUCUUUCUAGGGAUAGGAUUGGGAAGUUUGGUCUUUGUUGCUCUAGCUACUUCACUAUGCUAUAUCAUCAAGAAAACAAAUGAUUCUAAAAUGAGGCUCAAGUUCUUUGAACAAAAUGGUGGCUUUUUACUAGAGCAAAAGAUCGCCGAUGGAGGCAGUGAUGGUACAGACGUAACCAAAAUCUUUACAGCAAAAGAGCUCAGGCAAGCAACCAAUAACUUUGCUCAAGACAUGAUUCUGGGCCAAGGUGGAACUGGCAUUGUAUUUAAAGGAAUUUUAUUACCUAAUAAACUCCAAGUUGCUGUUAAAAGAUCAAAAACAGUGGAUGACACCCAAAUUGAGCAGUUCAUUAAUGAGGUGGCUAUUCUUUCUCGAAUCAAUCAUCGCCAUGUUGUCAAAUUCUUGGGAUGUUGCUUGGAAGCUGAAGUUCCUUUGCUAGUAUAUGAAUAUGUCUCUAAUGGAACUCUAUAUUACCAUAUCCACCGCGAAGCUGGUGGAUCGGAUUGGUUGUCAUGGGAAAAUCGUCUGAGAAUCGCAAUUGAAGCUGCCCCCUUUUACUUGGCCGCGGGUGCACUUGCUUAUCUAUACUCAUCUGCAUCCACACCUAUAAUCCACAGGGACGUUAAGUCCACCAACAUAUUAAUUGACGAAAAUUAUACUGCAAAGAUCUUGGAUUUUGGGGCUUCUAGGUUAGUCCCUUUGGAUCGUACACAUGUGGCAACACUAGUCCAAGGAACACUUGGCUAUUUGGAUCCAGAAUACUUCCAAACAAGCCGAUUGACAGAAAAAAGUGAUGUAUACAGUUUUGGAGUAGUCUUAGCCGAACUUCUAACAGAAAGGAAACCUGUGUCUCCAAAUUUGAGUGAGGAAGAGGAUCGAAACUUAUCUGCAAUUUUUGUUCAAUCCGUGAAUGAGAAUAGGUUGUUUCAAAUUCUUGUGCCUAGGCUAGUAAAGGAGGGGACAUUGGACCAACUUCAAAGAAUUGCAGAGCUUGUGAAAAGAUGCCUUCAACUUAGAGGAGAAGAUAGGCCUAAAAUGAAUGAAGUAGCGAGUGAACUUGAACGUAUAAGACACUCUGUUGAACAUUCUUGGGCAGAGCCUUGUUUUAUACUUGAAGAGGAUGAAGCGUCAGAUCUUUAUCCAGUGACAAUAAGCCCAUAGUACUUAAGUCACACUUGUUUGAG